UUUAUUUGUUCCGCGCGUGACGUUGUCGAAAGCCGCCAGGCUGCUGUUCACCUGUUGCACCUGUCGUCGCUGUCAGGUAGCUGAAGCACGGAAAUACACGUUAACACCUCCGCGCCUCCUUCCUCACACACACCGAGGCCUGUUUGCGCCUACUUACUGGGACGCCACACAGGAGCCGUUUUCUUUCUAGGUUUUCUAUCGUUAGUAUUCAGCAGUGUGGCUUUAAAAGCGGAAGUAAGGUGAACGUGUCGCCUCAGUCAAACAGGUUUGCUCGCUUUGCGUCGGGUGCUGCCCCGGCGGCGCUUCAACGCUCUCCACGUUUGAUUUGCCUUUUGGGUUGAGGCAGAGGCCACGCGCCUGGAAAGAAACACUAACGUUGGCCUGCUGUUUUUCUAGAAGGUUUUAAAAUGUCUGUAUUGUUCCCUUUGCAGUUUAAACCCGCUCCUUCGCUUUGGUGAAACCAAGUGAACAUUUUUCUAAAAGGUGGCUAAACAUUUUCCCACCGCAGGACGGUGCUUUUCUGGGUUAAGAUUGCACAAUCUUAGUUUAGAAACGACGCCUGCACUUCUCAGUUAUUUAAGUAUCAUCCUUUUAUGCCUGCAUCACAAAAACACCCCACAUCUUUUUCCCCAUUGAUGAUUUCCAAAAAAAAAAAAAAACUCAAACUACUUCCUUCGGCAACAAUGAGAGGAAGACUCAUUGUGUCAGCGUGUUUCCGAUAGAAAUAGGGUAACGUUAAGGUCCAUUUCUACACAUAGGUCAUGUCAAAUGACCCGGAAGCUCAUUCUGUAAACAUCCGAAACCCUCUCUUGAAAAACACACUUUUUCAAUUGCUGGCUGACCUUCGCAUUUCUGCCUGUGGAGCUUUUCCUCCCCCUCUGGUGAAGUGUUUGUUCAGUGGAGUUACUCUUUAAUGAGCCGUGGCAUCAGCAAACUAGUCCUUUGACCCUUUCUCGAUGCGAUUCCUGCUCCUCUUCAGUCGCCAGGGGAAGCUGCGCCUGCAGAAGUGGUUCACGCCCAUGUCCGAACGUGAGAAGAAGAAGAUCAUCAGGGACAUGACCACAAUGGUGUUGGCACGGCAACCGCGCUCCUGUAACUUCCUGCACUGGAAAGAUCUGAAGGUUAUUUACAAGAGGUAUGCAAGCUUGUAUUUCUGCUUGGCCAUAGAGAACCAGGAGAAUGAGCUGAUCGCCCUGGAGGUUAUUCAUCGCUAUGUGGAGCUGCUGGACAAAUACUUUGGCAAUGUGUGCGAGCUGGACAUAAUCUUUAACUUUGAGAAGGCCUAUUUUAUCCUGGAUGAGUUUCUAAUUGGAGGGGAAAUACAAGAAACCUCGAAACAAAUGGUGAAUCGCUCCAUUGAAGCCUCAGACAUGUUACAGGAGGAUGACAUCAGUGAGUGGUAUGAGGUGGAGCUGUUUGGAUGACCUUGAAUAUGGACAGAAAGACCAUGGAGGAGUAUAUGAGCAAGCCUGCUUUUUAACCUGGGACGCAAAGGACACAAAAGGCUGAUUCUAUUGAACAGAUGAAACCAGACGUCAUGUCCUCUCACCUUCUGCUUGAAGCUUCACUGCAUUGUAACUACAUUUGAGAGUACGAUUAAUAGUUGUUCAGUAGUUCGCUUGAUUGAAGGAAGCCGGAAGGUUGUGAUUGCCUUUAUUGAAAUGUAAAUGAUUAGGAAUAUGAUUUGGGAUGUAUUUUGGGUUCAUAAAUGUGUUGUGUUUGUAUUUAAAUCAUGUAUUAAUAUAUAUUGUAUUGAAUGAUUUUAUUCCGAAAACACUGAUGUUAAUCUGCAACUUAGUUAAUAUGUCAAAAGCAUUUGGACCAAUUAGUGUGAGACAAUGUUUUUAAGCUGUGUAGCUUCUUUAACAAGUGUGGGACCAUUAGUCUUUGCUGUUGAGGGUAUGAAUAUCUCUAUUAUUUAUCACGUGCAAUUCAUGAAGUUGUGAUUAAAAUUUGUAUUUUGAUAAA
Molecule: messenger RNA, 1968 nt
Organism: Pungitius pungitius (ninespine stickleback)
Lineage: Eukaryota; Metazoa; Chordata; Actinopteri; Perciformes; Gasterosteidae
Gene: ap1s3b
Product: adaptor related protein complex 1 subunit sigma 3b
Exons: 6
Coding region: 957-1424 (155 amino acids)
Biological process (GO): intracellular protein transport; vesicle-mediated transport
Cellular component (GO): intracellular membrane-bounded organelle; membrane coat; AP-1 adaptor complex
Molecular function (GO): clathrin-cargo adaptor activity
Source: RefSeq, a predicted model, not a curated record